AUGAUCGCUGAGGAGUCGCACGUGACGCAGCUGGCGGUUCAUCAUAAGGCGGAAAACGCCGCAAACCUGUUUCGGAAACCGCUUUGCUCUGAGCUGAAAGGCCUCAGUCCCGGACAAGCGAGAAUCUGCGAACUGUUCUAUGACCACAUGCCCCCGGUUGGCCUAGGCGUGAAACGAUCGAUCGAGGAAUGCCAACGGAUGUUCAAGGGCCGUCGUUGGAACUGCUCAUCCGCAUACGUGACGGAAAAUUACGGACCACUGCUCACAAUUGGUAAAGACUUUUACGAUCCGCUUCGUUCAGACUGUGGAUGUGCAGGCACUCGAGAGACAGCGUUUACCCACGCCAUUCUGUCUGCCGGUGUCUCGCACGAGAUCAGUCGCACCUGUCGUCUGGGUCUUCUAAGCAGCUGCGGCUGCAACCAGGAAAAGCGGCCGUCAAACCUUCACCGGUCAUGGGUGUGGGGUGGCUGCGGCGACAACAUCAACUACGGCUACCAGUUCACGCUGAACUUCAUUGACAUCUGCGAACGAGAGUACGACUACCCGAAGCACAGCAAGGAGUACGCCAGGUCACUGAUGAACAGGUGGAACAACGAGGUUGGAAGAAAGGUACACAAGUUUUGAAA
This is a messenger RNA of Soboliphyme baturini, 626 nucleotides long. NCBI's taxonomy places the organism in Eukaryota, Metazoa, Nematoda, Enoplea, Dioctophymatida, Soboliphymatidae. The record is from the annotation of a GenBank genome assembly.